AUGGUUAGAGCCAAGCUUCGUCUCCAGAUGUUUAAGAGAAACAGACCUUUUAAGGUAAAGCAAAGCAACAUUACAAUUCUAGAAAAUACUGGAAGGCUAAAAGAAAAAUUGGAAAAUUUUAUAGAAAACACAAAGGAUUUAGAUAUUAAAACCAAAUACAACACAUUCGAAGAACUAUUAAAUACAAGAGUGAAGAGUAACGCUAGUAAUAGAAAAGAAGGGAUAAAAUGGCUAACAAAUGAAACCAAAGAAUUGUUAAGAAACAGAGCCAUACUAACAUCGAUGGCCCAAAAAACAAAAGAAUCAAGGAAAGAUAUAGCUGACUUAAGUAAGAAAAUCAAAUCUAACAUGAGAAAAGACACCAAAAACACAGGUUAG
Parnassius apollo (apollo) is the source of this 378-nucleotide messenger RNA. The record is from the annotation of a GenBank genome assembly. NCBI's taxonomy places the organism in Eukaryota, Metazoa, Arthropoda, Insecta, Lepidoptera, Papilionidae.